AACCACGGUCGCCUUGACGACGGCGGGCGCGCUGGAGCAGGCCUCGUCUCCCGGAAGCCGCGGUCGCCUUGACGACGGCGGGCGCGCUGGAGCCGCGAGCGGAGCGUCAGGCUGGGCAUGCGGAGCUGGUGCCUGUGUCGGAUCUGCACCUGCGGGCGGCAUCGUUGUCCUCAUGGAACCACAAGGAUUUAUGAAAAUGCUGGCAUGUUUUGCCCCACAACUGAAUAUUUGGAAAAAUACCCUCCGUAUGGCAGUGCUCUUCCACCUCAGAGUCUUAAGCCCAAGCAGGAAUUUCGAGCAGGCCGUGGUAAAAUGGAAGGAAUGACAACAUUUAAGUCGGAUUAUCGUCCUUAUGAAAUAGUCAAACAGCCUCGUCAUGUACCAGAAGAAUAUAAACCAAAACAGGGGGAGAUCGAUCUUGGUACCACCUACAAACGUGAUUUUAAUUCUUAUCAAGUGCAGCCUGUUGCAAUAGUGCGGCCUUUGGAGAGAAAACACAUUAAAAAAGGAAAGUUGGACACUGUCCCAACCUAUAAAGAUGAUUAUAGAGCUUGGGACAUUCAGAAAACUGAACUUUAUAAACGAGAACAAACUUACUCUCCCCCCGCUGUGAAAUUUGGAAAUUCAACCACAUUUCAGGACGACUAUGUUCCACAGGAGAUAAAGCCCAGGCAGAGCUUUAGACCCAGCUCUGUGGUCAAACGCUCCACAUGCCCUUUUGAUGGUGACACCAGUCAUCGCCUUGACUAUGUGCCUUACCAGCUAGAAGUCAAGUCCUCAAGGCCGAGAGAAGUUUACAAGCCAACCAGCCAACCCUUUGAGGAUCUCACAACCCACCGACGUGACUUUCAGGGUCUGGCUGGUGAAACUGCGAAAAUCUGCAGACCUGCACACACCAGAGUGACCCAAAGAGCUCAUUUCGAAGGAAGCACUGAAUUCCGUGAAAGUUUCCAGCCGUGGGAACUCCCGCCCCCUGAGGUCAGGAAAGUGCAGGAGUACGUUCCUCCUGCAGGUGCGAUGCAGUCAGACAGCACGAGCCACCUCGACUACGUUCCCCAUCAGGCCACGCGCGUCCUUCCCAUCAGGCCGCUGUCCCAUCGGAGCAGGAACAGUGAUCCCUUCCAAGGGAAGAGCACCACAAAGGAAGACUUUCCCGCGUGGGAGAGUCGUCGCCAAGGCCCCGUCAAGCAGCAGCCGCAGAUUCCUGCCCCGUCUGGAAGGUUCGAGGGUUUGAGCACUUUCAGGUGUCACUAUGUGCCUCAUGAACUGGUUCCAACGGAGAGCUGCAGACCUUUACAAGUUCCUGUUAAGAGUUCUGCUCCGUUUGAUGACGUCACCAUGUACUCCACAGAGUACGUGCCAAAGAGACGGGAGAUCUGCCCUGCCAGCUGUCCUUCGCCUCCAGGCUAUGUCUUCGAGCACACGGACUCCCGAGGUCAUCAGUUCUUCCGCAAGGUCACUCCCGUGGUGAAGGCCUUCUGAUCACCAAAUCAUAUUGAAAGGAAGCUGACUCACAGCGGGUGGGUUUUCCAAAGGCAAAACCAACUUUUUAUAGUAGGAAAAAAAAUUAUGAGAGCUGAAAAAGAUCAGUUUUUAAAUUUUUUUUUUUUGAGGAAGAUUAGCCCUGAGCUAACAUCUACCGCCAAUC
Equus caballus (horse) is the source of this 1648-nucleotide messenger RNA. Its product is annotated as stabilizer of axonemal microtubules 2. Gene Ontology annotation, molecular function: microtubule binding. NCBI's taxonomy places the organism in Eukaryota, Metazoa, Chordata, Mammalia, Perissodactyla, Equidae. Gene Ontology annotation, cellular component: ciliary basal body; sperm flagellum; axonemal microtubule. The record is from RefSeq and is a predicted model, not a curated record.